AUGCCCAACGGAAUCGAAUCAGGGAUUGCAGAUUCAUUACCUAUAAGUAGUAGUAAUAGAGGAAAUAAAAAAAUGGAACAAAAUAGAAGUAAAUCGAUGUUGAAAUCUGGAAAACAACACGGAGAAGAAGAAUUCUCAUCGAGAGAGAGUAGCGUCGUUAGAAACGGGGGGAAAAAAAAUCAAUGCAAUGUUAAAAAUAGAUUGUUAAAAUCUACGGAAAGUGAAAAAACUAAAAAAUCAAUUAUGGAAGAUAAAGGGAAAAAAACAGAAUCCGCAAUUAUGAACAAAUCGCAAAAACAAGUUAAAGCACAAAGAACUAAAGGAUCGUUAACCCUCAACAAAUUAAGUCCUUUACCUAAAAAUUCCGAUAAUAUUAUCGUUGUAAAAGAAAAUAAAUUGAAAAACAACGAAGAACCCAACGAUGUCAAAAGUAAACCGUUUUUAGCGAUGAGCGAUGAAAAUUUAAAAUUACUCAUUGACGAACUAUCAGCAGAAGAAAUAAACGAAACAAAUUGUAAAAAAAGUGUCGCGAGCGUCGAAGAAAAAGAAAUUAUAAUUAAUAACGAUACUAAUUUAGACGAUGUUAAAUUGGAUGACGAUUUAGAAGAAUCCGAUAAGGAAUUAUUCAAAUCGAAUAGUUCGGAAAAUGUCAUGCCCGAACCGGAAAAACAAAAAACUCAACCGGAAUUCGUACCGAAUAAUAAUAAUAAUAAUAAUAUACAAAAUCAAAAUUCACCGAUGGCCGCGACAACGAGUUCGUUUUUCGAUAGAAUACAACAAAGUUUCAAAUCAUAUUUUUCAUUUAGAAAUCCACCGAAAACAGUUGGUACGACUGAAAAGAAGAGCAAAACAAGUUUAUCGAACGGAGUCAAAUAA
This is a messenger RNA of Pediculus humanus corporis (human body louse), 876 nucleotides long. RefSeq lists its product as uncharacterized. The transcript has 2 exons. Lineage: Eukaryota; Metazoa; Arthropoda; Insecta; Psocodea; Pediculidae. The record is from RefSeq and is a predicted model, not a curated record. The coding region runs from base 1 to 876 and encodes 291 amino acids.